This is a messenger RNA of Drosophila sulfurigaster albostrigata, 2187 nucleotides long. RefSeq names its product exocyst complex component 7 (gene Exo70). Gene Ontology annotation, biological process: exocytosis. Gene Ontology annotation, molecular function: phosphatidylinositol-4,5-bisphosphate binding. The record is from RefSeq and is a predicted model, not a curated record. Gene Ontology annotation, cellular component: exocyst. Lineage: Eukaryota; Metazoa; Arthropoda; Insecta; Diptera; Drosophilidae.
AAAAUCAAAACAAAGAUGAAUAAUUUGGAUAGUUCAGUGCAAGCACACACCAAAUUGGAAAAGGAAACUACCAAUUUGGUGCUGCUCAAAGAUCGCGUUGACAAGUAUCAUGAUCUCUCCACGCAAAUGUCUAGCAUUCUCACUGUCUUCGAGAAGCGUUUGGGCAACUUGGAGCAAACGAUUUUGCCUGUCUACCAAGAGACGGAGCAACUGCAAAAACGUCAGCAAAAUUUGGAAGCCACACUAAAUUGCCUUGAGAGCGUACUUUCGCACUACGAUGUUUCGCAGGAAGUGUGUCAACUGAUUCAUCAGGGUCCCGUUGAGGGUAGCAUUGGCACCUUUCUGGAUGCAUUGGCCAAACUACGGGCUGCCAUGGAUUACUUUCUUCACCACAAUUCGCAAAGUGUGGAACUAGAGAAUGUCACCAGUUUGUUCAACACAGGUUGCGAGGGCCUCAAUCAACACUAUAGCAUGCUGCUUAAAAAGCACAGCGCACCAUUAAAACCUGUGGAACUGCUGGAUCUCAUCUAUAUCGAAGAUGAUUCAUCGAGCGAUGAGUAUACGUCAUUUCGCCAGCUAUCGCAGACAACCCGUGAGGAGCUGUGCACAAUAUCGCUGUGGCUCGAGCAGAAUUUGCGGGAAUACACGCACAUCUAUGCAACGGAGCGAGGAGAAGUGGUAUUGCGUUCACUGCAGUUAUUAAAGGAUCACCAAAAGAGCAGCAGUUGGGGCACUGAAGCUUUGAGACCACGUCACAGUGGACGGCAGAACCAAGAGCCCAAGAGGAACACCUCGGCACGACUGCAGCAAAUCUUCGAGAAGAAGGCCAACAAGCUGUAUUUGCGUGCAACACAGACUCUCGAGCAGUCCACGGGCAUCUCCAUAAAAAAAGCCUCCUCGCACACUGAUCAUUUGACAUCCGAAGAUCUGCUCGAUGGCGAUCAGGAACUGGACAAGUAUUUGGUCAUGCUGCUCGGUCUGCAGCGACUGCUGAACUGGGAGCGUGCAAUAAUGCGAGACAUUAUACCACAGUCGAAGCACAACGAAGUCUUUGCGCGCCUCGCCUACAAUGCCAUCGAGCUGGUGGUCAAGGAUGCCGAGGCAAUAACCCAACGCAUACUGCGUUGCAUCUCACGCAAGGAAUGGACGUCGGCUCUGGGCAUCUUCUCGGCGUUGAAGCGCGUCAUUUUGCUGCAACCCGAUAUAGAGCGCACCUAUGAUGCGGCUCAGCGCGAACAGUUGACAAAGGUGCUCAAUAAAUUGCAACAUACGGGAUCCAAGGCAUUGGAGCAUUUCCUGGACGUGGUCAAGGGCGAGUCAAGCACAAACAUUGUGGGACAAAGCAAUGUGCCCAAGGAUGCAACAGUGCAUGAGUUGACAUCGAAUACGAUUUGGUUUAUCGAGCAUUUGUACGAACACUUUGAUGUAAUUGGCGCCAUACUCGCCCAGGAUGUGCUCUACUCCACGCAGCUGGACACCAUACUGAUGAAGAAGGCGCUGCCCGGCGAGGAGCGCAACAAGGCGCUGCUGGCCAUCUACAUAAAGAAAGCGCUGGCGGAACUCAAUCUGUCCAUUAUGAACAAGUGCGAGCAAUACAAUGAUCAGGCAACGAAGCAUCUCUUCCGGCUGAAUAAUAUACACUAUAUACUCAAAUCGCUGCAGCGCUCCAAUCUGAUUGAUUUGGUAACGCUGGCAGAGCCAGAGUGCGAGCAUAGCUAUCUGGAGAUGAUACGUGAGCUGAAGACAAGCUAUCAGAAGACUUGGUCGAAGAUGCUGUCAGGCAUUUCUUCGUUGGAUGAACUGCCCAAGCCAGUGGCCGGGAAAGUCAAAGACAAGGAUCGCAGCGUGCUGAAGGAGCGUUUCUCGACCUUCAAUAAGGACUUUGAGGAGGCUUGCAAGAUACAACGUGGCAUUUCUAUACCCGAUGUCAUAUUGCGCGAGGGCAUUAAACGCGAUAAUGCGGAGCACAUACUGCCAAAGUACAAUCGCUUCCACGAUACGUAUUAUAUGGUGCAAUUCAGCAAGAAUCCCGACAAGUACGUCAAGUAUCGUCCGCAUGAGAUAAACGCUAUGCUGAGCAAGCUAUUUGAUGACUCCGCCUAAUCCCCCUAGAUUUUUGGAGUUUUGGGUUUUCGGAUUCGUUCGGCUUUUUAAUUCCAACACAAAUAAAUAUCGUUUUAAAAAAUA